CGCAUUACUCAGAUUUUGAAACCGGAUCCGAAAGUGGCUUGUCUGAGCUGUCGUACCUACCUCCCUAUCAACCGAAAAAAUAUGAGAGACGCGGGAAGUCAGUGGACGAGUCCUGUUUGAAGAUCACGAAGCGCGGUUCACGGGCCAUGCGGCGAUAUGAGAACGAGGCAUUUCUGAACACACUGUCGGUGGUCGCGGAAGCAGACGAAGAGGAGGAGUGGAGCGUCGACUUGCCGGAUAGUCUAUAUCACAAUUCCUUAUUCGCAAAGUUAUUCGAAGAUGACAGUAUUCGCGCCGUUUGGGAUAUGUUCAUUAAUUUAUCUGAAACGGAGCAAGCAAGAGUUUUGCACUCACUGUGUCACAAUCAUCUGUACGAGCCUGAUGCCUGUCCUGAAUUUACAACUGACCUUGACAUUUUCUCCGACGAAGAUGUCAUCGUGGUUUCGAAACAACCAGUCGGCACACGUACACCUCAUCGCGCUCGGCGUUCAAAACGCGGUCACCGAAAACCGAAGGCGCAUGUUCCACCCACCACUUUGAAAGGUGACAAUUCCUCGGAUGCCGAGGUGCAUUCUACAAACACUUCUGGGUCAUCUCGUGUUACCAUUCCCCACGAGGAGAAUACUGCGAUUUUACUACGAGAUCCGAUUCCCAAGCGCUUCUUCUCUCUGGUUUCGGGUACUGUGAACUCUAAUCGUUUUUCAUGCAAAUUCCCGGGUAGACGAAAAAAGCAGAUGAUCACUACUCUUGAUUUUUGCCUCAUUGGUCGAGUAGAGUCUGAGUUACGACACUGGUUCGGUUGUCACACGGAUUCCGUCGAGAACGAGAUGUCUCCAUGGCCCCCACGUCGUGCACAGAAACGUUGGACGCCGACGAUAUCAAUUCUGGGUCACAUUGAUUUCUGCUCAUGGGUGCUCGAACAUCACAAGUUUCCUGUGCCGAUUUUACUGGAUUCGUUGGAACGCCUGCUUGUCCACUCGGUUGCCAACUAUCUUGGAUUGUACUCUUACAGCAAAUGGUCCAACCUUUUGAACACACGCCAACUUUGGAUAGAACAGAAGCCCGGACUAGAAUUCCGCCCUCCGCAGUUGACACUGAUCAAUCUACUUCGGUCUCAUUUAGCUCGCCGUUCAUGAUUAUCGGUUUUAUUUUCCCCAGCUGUUUCUCCUUCUCUUACUUUGUGUACUUUCUAGUUGUUCACCAUGUGCUCUGUUACAGCUUCUACUAUACGCAAUCGGUGCUUACUUCUACCUAAUUGUAGGUUGUUGCUUUGUCCUGUUUCUUGUUAUUUUUGCACCAGUAAUCCUUCCCUAGCUACGAUCUAUCUUUCAAGCACUUCAAGUUGAUUCGGCAUGGUUUUUUUAAAUGUGUAGUCCUUUUUAUGAAGUUGUUGAAUCUAAAAGGCAAAUACGCAUUCAAACACCAUUGUU
This is a messenger RNA of Dicrocoelium dendriticum, 1430 nucleotides long. The record is from the annotation of a GenBank genome assembly. Lineage: Eukaryota; Metazoa; Platyhelminthes; Trematoda; Plagiorchiida; Dicrocoeliidae.